CCGAGCUCGAUUAGCACGCUGUUUAAUUCGUGGUUCCUGCUCCUCCGUGUAUUCGAUCGAUCGAUCCACGCAUCGAGCAACGCGAUCCUCGAUCCGGCCCCUCGAUCAGGAAAAUUCUUCUUUCCCCGGGAGCGGAUUCCCCGUCAUCUGAUGAAGAGAAUCACGUGAUCGUAACCGGUUCGAUAAUGCGGCCGAUUGGUUGGACGUUGGCCUGCGCGUUGCUCGCCGCUACUUUUCCAAAAAGUGCAAUCCUGCCAGGCGUGCAAAGUGUUGGUGUCGCUACGUUGUCGUACCAGCGUGAAGCUGGACGCGCCAAUGUCACCAAAUCGCUGCCAAUAAUUUCCAAGGAUGCGAGCGUAGAUCCCGAUAUCCAGAGGCUGAGCAAGUUCCACGACGACGUACUCGUUGGUGGAAGCAACGAGGUUCAAGAAAAGGCAAGCAGACAAGCUCGAACGUUCGGUCAUAAGCGAAUUCAGUUUAUGUUGAUGCCGAUGAUGUACAAAAUGGGAGUGAUGAUGACGAUGUUAACUGUAUUAACGCUGAUCUCGCUGAAGGGGUUGCUCAUUGGUGCCAUACUACUGAUGCUAAAACUCAGCACGAUAAUAGCCAAGUUCUCCUCCGGUUGGCAGCACGGUGCACAACCUGCUCACAGUGCUCAACCGAUCCACGUGCACGUACACAAUAGCCUACCGGUCGCUCACAAUCAAGCGUACAGCGGCUGGAUGUCGGCAAGCGGACCAGAAGACGCGGGAGAGCAUCACUACUACUACAGAGGAUGAAUAUCUCGACGAUAGCCUUCUCUCAGAAGCUGUCUCUUCGAUCGUUGGCCAUUCGAACGAGGCUAUCGCACGAUUGGCUUACCACGAUUGGCGAUUCACGUUUCAAGAGAAAUAGAACGAUCGCGUUGCGGUUUUCGAGCAGACGUCGACGAUACCAGAGCUCGUUCUCUCGCGUACCAAAGUUCGGUUUAAAUAUUCUGAAAGUAAGACUGGCUCGUGUCGUGUCGCCCCAAACCAAAAUUCCAAGCUCGUACGUUUAAGCAACAAUCUCAGGUUUUACCUCAAGCUAGCGAUAAUGUUUAUUUAAUUUUGUAAAGAAGCUGCGUCUCUCCUCCUAUUUAUACGAAACACAUGUACCAUCGUAGAAUGUAUUUAUUA
This is a messenger RNA of Heterotrigona itama, 1157 nucleotides long. Lineage: Eukaryota; Metazoa; Arthropoda; Insecta; Hymenoptera; Apidae. The record is from the annotation of a GenBank genome assembly.